AUGGCUGACGAGAUAUUUAGGCAAAGGUUAAGCGUUGAUCCUAACAACAGACUUCUGAAAACAAUAGCAGAUUUUACAUUGAGAAAGAAACAAGAAAAAAAUAAACAAAAUCUGGAAAAAAUCCCGGGGACACCAUGGAUUGAUUAUCCUCUUUAUCACGCAAUACCACAAACAAGUUUCAGCUGCCAACAUGUACCAGCUUUACCAGGCAUGUAUGCCAAUCUCGAAACUGGUUGUCAAGUUUAUCAUGUAUGCCAUGAUGGUCGAGAAGGUGAUCAAGGAGCAAGUUUUUUAUGUGCUAAUGGUACAAUAUUUAAUCAAAAAGAAUUCGCCUGCGAUUGGUGGUACAAUGUCGAUUGUGGUGAUGCGCCAAGACAUUACAACUUAAAUUUGGAUCCAGAAACGAAUCCAUAUGUACCCCCUGCACAUAAGGAAUAUAUUCGACAAGAACGACUUAGAAUUAUCGUCGUGUAAAUUUACUUUCUUCAAAUGUAUUAUAGUGUACAAUAUUUUUUCAUAA
Molecule: messenger RNA, 520 nt
Organism: Ceratosolen solmsi marchali
Lineage: Eukaryota; Metazoa; Arthropoda; Insecta; Hymenoptera; Agaonidae
Exons: 4
Coding region: 1-474 (157 amino acids)
Cellular component (GO): extracellular region
Molecular function (GO): chitin binding
Source: RefSeq, a predicted model, not a curated record